AUGCUCUCGCGUUGUCGGCUGGUCUGGUCGACCAGCAAGUCUCUGCGCCGGCUCUAUGCGACACACAGCAAUUCUCCAGUUGUCCUACGCCCCUAUCAGAAAUCGUGUGUGGACGCAUGCCUUGAAGCCCUAGCAUCGGGCUCGACGCGCAUUGGCGUGUCCCUCCCUACAGGCUCGGGGAAGACGACGGUUUUCGUGUCUCUCCUGAACAGGAUACGCCCUCCGUCACGCAACACCAUCGCAUCUAAUGCCUUAAUCAUUGUCAAUAGUGUCGAGCUUGCGCGGCAGGUCGCGGCACAGAUCGAGCAGCAGUGUGCAGGAGAGCGAGUCGAGAUCGAGCAGGGCGGUGAGCACCGUGCAUCAGGGGACGCUUCCUUCACUGUCGCUACAUACCAGACUCUCCUACAGCCUGGUCGCCUGGAGAAGUUCAGACCCGAACAGCUGAAGGCCGUCGUUGUCGACGAGGCGCACCAUGCCGCAGCGCCGUCAUAUCGCCGCAUACUGUCAUACUUCCACUCUUCCAUCGGUAACCCAGACAGCCCUACUUCGCCGCCAGCGAAGGCGACAGUGCCCAUCUUCGGGUUUUCAGCGACGUUCAGUAGACAUGAUGGACUGGCCCUUGGGUCCGUCUUCGAGCGUAUUGUCUACCACCGCGACUUCCUCGAGAUGAUCAAGGAGCAAUGGCUCUGCAAUGUGCGCUUCACCUCUGUGCGCGCAAACAUCGACCUCACGGGCGUGACGGUCAACUCCCGUACAGGCGACUUCAACGCGACGAGCCUCGCGCACGUCAUCAACACGUCGACUGUGAACCGGCUCAUCGUGCAGACGUGGCUCGACCGCGCGGCAGACCGUCGGUCGACGCUCGUGUUCUGCGUGAACCUUGCGCAUGUACGCGCGCUGACGGACGCAUUCCGCGAGGCGGGCAUAGACGCACGCUACGUGUACUCGGGCACGCCCGCGGUGGAGCGGCGCGCACUCGUCGAGAUGUUCAAGGCUGGCGGAUUUCCUGUGCUUGUCAACUGCGCUGUACUGACGGAAGGUACCGAUAUACCAAACAUUGACUGUGUCGUUGUCGCGCGACCGACGCGGUCGCGGAACAUUGUCGCACAGAUGAUUGGGCGAGGUAUGCGGUUGUCUCCCGACACAGGCAAAGAGGACUGCCGAAUCAUCGACUUCGUUGAUUCUACAAAUGCAGUGCCCGGAGUCAUCUCCACGCCUACUUUGUUUGGGCUUGAUCCUUCCGAAGUCGUCGACGACGAACCGCUCGAAUCACUGGAAGAACGCAUGUCCAAAGAUGAAGUCAACUUGGAGGCGAUUCGUGGACGUAACAACAUGAAUCCACCGGAUCCAAAGUCUGUUACUUAUAUCGACUAUGACAACCCUUUCGAGUUCGUGGAAAAGGCAUGCGGCGUGCCGCAUAUAUCCAAACUGAGCAGUAAUGCCUGGCUUGGAUGCGGGGACGACAUCUACGUCCUCGAGUGCCUCGGCAAGGGCUUCAUUCGCAUCGAGCGGAUCGAAGGUGAUGAGGGCACGCCACCCUGUUUUCGCGCCCACUGGACUCGCGCCGUAAUCCCCUUACGUCAAGCUAUGAUUUACAAGAUUCCGCCGUACCAAUCCACCAAACAAAUUCUCGAGGCGCCAACCCUGAUUGAAGCGAUCCGUGGCGCGGACACAUACGCAAUCAACAAGGUUUCGUAUAGGCUGCGUCGAAGCGCGAAAUGGCGGAGGGAGCCUGCUACCGAUUCUCAAAAGGCAUGGAUCCAUACGCGUUGGAAGAAGCCCGCGCAGGAGCAGAAGAUAGCUACCAUGACAAAAGGCGAGGCGGCAAACAUCAUCAGCCGGCUGAAGCACGGCGCGCAGGUCCGUACCCAGAAUUGUCGCAUGUUAUAUGGUACUCACUCGUCUCUAGGCUCGCUAUGA
Molecule: messenger RNA, 1920 nt
Organism: Postia placenta MAD-698-R-SB12
Lineage: Eukaryota; Fungi; Basidiomycota; Agaricomycetes; Polyporales; Adustoporiaceae
Exons: 10
Coding region: 1-1920 (639 amino acids)
Molecular function (GO): ATP binding; hydrolase activity; DNA binding
Source: RefSeq, a predicted model, not a curated record